GACUCAGUCGUUUCUCUAAACGUCAGCCUAGGCAAAAUGGUGUUCAAGUUCCCCACCCCUCCCGGCACCCAGAAGAAGGCGGGCACCACCGCUACCAAGCCGGCCCCUAAGGCGACCACCAAGAAGGUUGCCACCUCCACCGGCACUCGCUCGGGCGGCGUUGGCUACCGCAAGUACCAGGGCGAUGCCCUGUGGCUGCCGAACACCACCCGCCCCGAGUGGCUGGAUGGCUCUCUGCCCGGCGACCGCGGCUUCGAUCCCCUGGGCCUGUCCAAGCCCUCGGAGUUCGUGGUGAUUGGCGUUGACGAGAACGACCAGAACGCUGCCAAGAACAACAAGGGCUCCGUCGAGGCCAUCGUCCAGGCUACCCCCGAUGAGGUUAGCUCGGAGAACCGCCUGGCUCCCUACUCGGAGGUGUUCGGCCUGGCUCGCUUCCGCGAGUGCGAGCUGAUUCACGGCCGCUGGGCCAUGCUUGCCUGCCUGGGCGCCCUGGUGGCUGAGGCCACCACCGGUGUGUCUUGGGUUGAGGCCGGCAAGGUCGAGCUGGACGGCGCCUCGUACGCCGGCCUGUCCCUGCCCUUCUCCAUCACCCAGCUGAUCUGGAUUGAGGUGAUCCUGGUCGGUGGCGCUGAGUUCUACCGCAACAGCGAGACCAACCCCGAGAAGCGCUGCUACCCCGGCGGCGUGUUCGACCCCCUCAAGCUGGCCUCUGAGGACGAGGAGCGCGCCUUCCGCCUGAAGACCGCUGAGAUCAAGCACGCCCGCCUGGCGAUGGUCUCCUUCUUCGGCUACGGUGUGCAGGCUCUGUCGACUGGCGAGGGCGCCCUGGGCUCUCUGGCCAAGUUCGCUGACGGCCUGAACAACGGCAAGGGGCUCUAAGCAGCUCGCUCAUUUUGACAUUGUUGAGUCGGCUAGGUUGUGAGUGCCUGUGCGCGUAAGAGCGUGUGCGAUGCCCCCCGGCACGCGCGAGAGCCUUAGCUGCGCUGCCUCUGGCUAUUUUGCUUGCGCUGGAGCGACGUGUGCGGCGGGCGGCAGCGACUGCAGGGGGAGGUAAACUGCAGGGAUGGAAGCGGACGAGGCUGCGUGGAAGCAGCGAUGCUGACUAGCGGUCUCGAUCGGAUGCUGGUUGGAUGCUGUGGAGGUGGUGUGGUACAGCGGAAUGGGGAGUGGAUUGAGGUACUCCCUUUGUUGUGUAUGAUAAGUUGCCAACUGCUCAGGUCUUGGCAAUCAAAACGUGUGGUUUGUGUGAGCGGAGGUUAUCCCCGCGACCCCUGUCCUCGAGAAGACCAUCAUUAAGCGAAUUCGACCGGUCACUCCGGCGAUCAUAAAGACAUACACCUACUGCCGCGACGCCGGCUAAGGUGGCAUGUAAUCCAGAUAGAUG
Chlamydomonas reinhardtii is the source of this 1384-nucleotide messenger RNA. RefSeq lists its product as uncharacterized. Lineage: Eukaryota; Viridiplantae; Chlorophyta; Chlorophyceae; Chlamydomonadales; Chlamydomonadaceae. Gene Ontology annotation, biological process: photosynthesis, light harvesting in photosystem I; response to light stimulus. Gene Ontology annotation, cellular component: plastoglobule; chloroplast envelope; chloroplast thylakoid membrane. The coding region runs from base 37 to 879 and encodes 280 amino acids. The transcript has 3 exons. The record is from RefSeq and is a predicted model, not a curated record.